AUGGCCGAAGCAAAGCCCACCGACUCGGUGGCUCAUACUCACUCGGAAGAUGUCGCCAAUGACCAUUUCGAUCUUGAGCAUCAAAAGAAUCUCGAGCACAACAACGAGAAUGGUGUCCAUGGUUUCACUGAAGACGAAAGCACCCUGCCAAAAGGCUACUUCUACAGUCCAUACUUCCUGGGUUCUCUCUUUGCCAUUGGAAUGGGUCUAUGGGCUGGUGUUGCCGGCUUUGCCUAUGCAGCUCCAAUCCUAGGUGUCAUCAAUGCUGACAUCGGUCCCUCUCCAUACUUGUCAUGGGUCGCUAUCGUCUAUACCUUGUGUGUCGCCGUUGGCCUCACUCUCGUUGGCAGACUCACCGAUUUAUUUGGACGCCGAUACUUCUUCAUCGGAGGCGGCGUGCUAGGGACGCUAGGAAGUAUCGUCUGCGCUACGGCUCAGUCGGUCAAUACUCUGAUCGGUGGCAUGACACUGAUUGGAUGUGGAGCUGCCACGCAACUGUCUUUCCAUUUCGUCACCGCCGAGCUCGUCCCUAUGCGAGCACGCUUCUGGUCAGUUGCAGUCAUCUACCUAUUUUCCAUUCCAGGUUCUGGAUUUGGCCCGGCCAUAAGCGAAGCAUUCAUCAACCGAUACCCGGGAGUUGGUUGGAGGGGAACCUUUUACUUUUUGAUUGCCAUCAAUGUCGCUGCUCUUGCCAGCUGGGUAUGCUUCUACUGGCCACCUAACUUUGAGACGAAACAUCAAAAUGCUCGAAAGAUGGACUGGAUCAAAAAUUUCGAUUACGUUGGGACGAUUCUGUAUACGGCUGGUCUGACCCUGUUUCUCAUGGGUCUCUCCCUAGGUGGUGGUGUUUAUCCCUGGGCCUCUGCCCAGACCCUCACUCCUCUCUUGAUUGGCGUUGCCUGCCUCAUUGGCCUCGGAUUCUGGAUAUGGUUCGCAACACCCAAGGAGCCACUGAUUCCAAAGCAUAUUCUCCAGAACGGACCAUUCGUUGCUUCUGCCGUCGUACUUGGGCUGGGAGCGAGCUGUUAUUACGCGUUCGCAAUUAUAUGGCCUCAAAUGGUAGCUGUAUUGUAUGCUCAAGGCGAUCCCAUCUAUGGUGGAUAUCUAUCGAGUGUUGUGGGAGCAUGUUUUAUUUUGGGUCAGAUUUUGGGAGGAGUAUUUGCCAAACCAAUUGGAAAAGUAAAGUGGCAGGUCGUCGUCACUUUGUCUGUUGGUGGCGCUUUGUUGGGGGAUCGAGCCAUUGGCUUUUUGAUUGUCUCAUGCGUGCUCAUUGGCUGGACUGAAUCAGUGUGUUUGACGCUGUUGACCAUUUCAAUCAAAGAUCAACAAGAAAUCGGAACUGCUGGUGGGAUUGGGGCGUCCAUUCGAUCUGGAAUGGCGACACUGUGCCAGACCAUUUAUGUUGUGGUUUUGACUAAUCGACUGGCGACCACUAUUCCAGCUCAAGUCCCAGCUGCGGCAAUUGAAGCUGGUCUCCCAUCGUCAAGUGUAGUCGACCUCCUGACCGCCUUUACAAUCGGAACGCCUGAAGCAUUUGCUGCGGUGCCUGGUAUCACGGAUUCGAUCAUGGCAGCAGCUUCAUCAGCAUAUCAAGCGGCAUCAUCCGAUGCAUAUCAUACCAUCUUCUAUACUAGUAUUGCGUUCACUGGCAUCGGAGUGAUCCUCAGCUUCUUCGUCCCUAACGUGGACAAUCUGAUGACCAAGGAUGUGGCGACGAGAUUGCAACACGACAAAGGAGCGGCGAGAGAUGUCCCAAUUAGUGAGAAGGUUGUCGAAGAUUCUCAGAGGUCCUAA
Exophiala mesophila is the source of this 1794-nucleotide messenger RNA. RefSeq lists its product as uncharacterized. Gene Ontology annotation, biological process: transmembrane transport. NCBI's taxonomy places the organism in Eukaryota, Fungi, Ascomycota, Eurotiomycetes, Chaetothyriales, Herpotrichiellaceae. The transcript has 2 exons. The coding region runs from base 1 to 1794 and encodes 597 amino acids. The record is from RefSeq and is a predicted model, not a curated record. Gene Ontology annotation, molecular function: transmembrane transporter activity.